CGAUAUCUGGCAACACUGCUGCAAUUGUUAAUCAUUGGAAAGUUUUUUUUAUGGAUUAAUUAAAUUACACUAUUUAUUUUUGACGGCACCUUAAACUAAACAGAAUAUUUGAGCUCCAACUGGCCACCGAUCCCCAGGGACGACACAAAGUAGGCGCCGCAAAGGGAGCCACACACAAAGAGUGCCAUCUAGCAAAGGAAAACCCGUUUCACGGCGUUCGGAUAUAUAGAAACAAGGGGCGUCAUAUAUCUCUGCCGACCGAUCUCCUGCCACUAUGAUGGUUGAGUCCGACGGAACUGCCGAUGCCACCCGCCGCCUAAACGUGAAGAAACAGACUCUGGACGACGCCUAUGCGGUGCCCGCCAACUUCCUGGAGAUAGACGUGGUCAAUCCACUGACCACCAUGGCGGCGGGCAAGAAGCGCUACACGGACUACGAAGUGCGGAUGCGGACUAACUUGCCCGUCUUCAAGGUAAAGGAGUCCAGUGUGCGGAGGCGGUACAGCGAUUUCGAAUGGCUAAGAAACGAGUUGGAGCGGGACAGCAAGAUCGUGGUGCCGCCGCUACCAGGAAAGGCCUGGAAACGGCAGAUGCCAUUCCGCGGCGACGAGGGCAUCUUUGACGAGAGUUUCAUUGAGGAGCGGCGCAAGGGCCUGGAGGCGUUUAUCAACAAAAUAGCCGGACAUCCGCUGGCGCAGAACGAGCGCUGCUUGCACAUGUUUCUCCAGGAGAACGUCAUCGACAAGAACUACGUGCCCGGCAAGAUUCGCAACACAUAAGCGGGGGACUCAUCCGGGACAAGCCUAAAAAAUAACUAAUAGCAAACCAUAGCAAUGCAAUGAAGCAAAAACUCGAACGAACAAACCCGCUACGAAAUCUUUGGGGAAUCUGUGUGUAUGUGUCGGUGCGCCUGGCGAGAUUGGAGCUGGAAAAGUGGAGACGGCACGAGACGAUAAGGAAGGAACGAAGACGAGGCGGAGCCGCGAAGAAAUAGAAGGAAUAUGUUUAUUUUUCAAAUGGAAGGAUGACGAAAGUGCUGCUGCUCAGUUAAUGUUGAGCCCCCUCUCACCCCCCGGGGGACUAGUUAAAAAGCAUUGGGAAUUUUUAAUGCUAAAUUCAAGUUUAUAACAAUAUACAUACAUAUAUAUAAAUAUUAUAUACAAUACAUAUAUUUACGACUAGUGUACAUAAUACAUGCCUACCGCGCCCGCCUCGCAAAAAGAGUCUUGGUCGUGGGAGCGAUCUCCCUCCCUGUCCGGAUUUCUACCGGUCCCUGUCCCGCUCCCGUUUUUCCGAUUCUCAGUUUUCUUGUUUUGACCCAUUGCGGCAGUAAUGAAGCAGCAAAAAAUUGGGAGCGAUCCCGAUCCAAAAAUCCGAUCCCUCGUACGUGUAUGCAAAUUAUUGAAUAUUUUGAAAAUGUUUAGUGAAUAAUAUUGUACUUCGAAUCAAAUUAAAAUAAUUCCAAAAAUA
Molecule: messenger RNA, 1469 nt
Organism: Drosophila bipectinata
Lineage: Eukaryota; Metazoa; Arthropoda; Insecta; Diptera; Drosophilidae
Gene: Snx3
Product: sorting nexin 3
Biological process (GO): late endosome to Golgi transport; endocytic recycling
Cellular component (GO): retromer complex; early endosome membrane
Molecular function (GO): phosphatidylinositol-3-phosphate binding
Source: RefSeq, a predicted model, not a curated record